AGAAAAAGAGAGAAAGAAAAAAAACGAAAAAGAGAGAGAGAAGAGAUAAAGGACAGAGAGCGGUGCUCUGGUUCCCAGGUUCCUAUCCCACCAAACAGACUGACCAGGGGACUGCCCUCUGGACACCAGGGUCCCAACUGAGACUUACCCGAGGACAAGCUGGGGCGCCCCGCCCCCCGGGCGCCCGACGUGGACGCGGCCGCCGCCGCUGCUGCCGCCGCCGCGCGGGAGUCGCUGUCCGCGGAACCGACAUGCAGGCGGCGCGGGGCGGCGCGGGGCGGCCGGGCCGGGCGGGCCGCGGGCCGGAUUGCGGGCGCCAGCGGCCGCCGGGCGCCAGAGCCGCGUCCCCCUGCGCCGCCCCGCGCCGGCCGGCCGGAGCCGCCGCCAUGCACCCCGGGCCGCCCCGCGCCGCGCUCCGCCUGUGGCUGGGCUGCGUCUGCCUCGCGCUGGUGCAGGCGGACAGCCCCUCUGCCCCAGUGAAUGUCACUGUCAGGCACCUCAAGGCCAACUCCGCGGUGGUGAGCUGGGAUGUCCUGGAGGAUGAGGUUGUCAUCGGAUUUGCCAUCUCUCAGCAGAAGAAGGACGUGCGUAUGCUGCGCUUCAUCCAGGAGGUGAACACCACCACCCGCUCCUGCGCCCUCUGGGACCUGGAGGAGGACACGGAGUACAUCGUGCACGUGCAAGCCAUCUCCAUCCAGGGCCAGAGUCCGGCUAGCGAGCCAGUGCUCUUCAAGACGCCGCGGGAGGCUGAGAAGAUGGCCUCCAAGAACAAAGAUGAGGUGACCAUGAAGGAGAUGGGGCGGAACCAGCAGCUGCAGACAGGCGAGGUGCUGAUCAUCGUCGUGGUCCUGUUCAUGUGGGCCGGCGUCAUUGUCCUCUUCUGCCGCCAGUAUGACAUUAUCAAGGACAAUGAGCCCAAUAACAACAAGGAAAAAACCAAGAGUGCGUCAGAAACCAGCACACCAGAGCACCAAGGCGGGGGGCUUCUCCGAAGCAAGAUAUGAAACCUUUUCAGUGCUGGCUCUGAGCAGCUCAGAAGACAGUAGAGAAUGUGAGAGGAUCUCAUGGUUCAGGCGAGGAUAUCCAACAACAUCUGGCCCUCUCUACAUUUCCUCCUCCCUCCAUCUCCUUGCACCCUCUGGCUUACUGUCCUCUCUCUUGGCUUCACUCUUUCUGGCGCAUUUUCCUGAAGCCUCUUAUUAACCCCCAUCUCCAGAAGCACCUCAACAAUGGCAGUGGCUGAGGCUGCGCUGAGAGGCAGAUCUGCAGGACGUGAGAACCAGCCAGCAGGAUGGCCCUGCUGGGGGUGGACGGGGUCCGGGGGCAGUGGGUCCAGGACCCGGACUUGGCCAUUCAGCUGAGUGAGGCCGAAGGCUGGGUUUGCGACGGCAGAGACAAGACAUGCAGGCAGGGCUACUCCUUUCCUUCCACAGGGGACAAGAGCCUGGCUUUCCGGCAGCAGCCCUGCUGCUCCCUUCCUUCUUGUGUCCUCUGUUUUCAACCUUGUGAGAAGUCUAUUCAAUUAGCCCUGGCCACUUCUCUCAUUUCUUCCUCCCAGUUUCCAAACAAGCUCUUGGUGAACAUCAUCGAAGCGUGACUACCUGUCUACAGGGAGAAAGAUUUCAUUUCUCUUCUCUGCUGGUCCCCAGGUCCACAGGCACAGGGAGGGGGAGGGCUACACUGGAGGGGGAGGCACUGCUAGCUGCACAGUUCUCUCUCUCCGAUGUCCUAGUCUGGUGAAGGAGACUGAACUACAAACCCAAAUUCUGCAAAAAAUAAACAAGCCACAAAACUUGAGGCCUGGCCCCAUUCUGGAAAAGGCAAAGCUGCAUGAGACACGGCCCUCUUUCUGCCUCCUCGCGUCUCCUGGAUGGCCAUCCUCUCUGAGACGCACAAAGCUGCUGGGAGAUGACAAGCACCGAGACUGACUUAAGCCCUUUCAGACCAAGAACUGUCAGGGAAGCCAUGUGCCUGCCUGCCGGGCAGGGGCGUGACUGCCAUGGAGCCUUUUCUGGAUUCAGCCAUUAAGGACUUGUUUGUGGUGCGAUGCACAACUUUGUGUGUGUGUGUGAGAUUUAUCUGUUUUGUCUCUUGGAAAACACAACCGAAGGGCUUCAUUCCAGAGGGCCAGAGGGAUUCCCCGAGCUGGUUGCCUGCAUCUUCUGUCUUCUUUGGCCCUUAUUUUGACUGUAAGACUAUCCGUCUGGGGUUUUAAGAAGAAAAUGCAGGAAAGAUACCUGGAAGGUAUUGGCCCCAUUUCGUUAGGAAAGCCUCUUGGAGUUGUAACAGUGCUGACUUGGACAACUGAAAGGCACGUUCCCGUGGGACAUCCUGAAGGCUGCUAAAUCACCACGCUGUGGUGGAAGCUGCCGGAAGGCAGGCAUGAGCCAUUCAGUCAGAGCAGUCGUGGCCUCUGGGGUCUCCAUAUCUUGCCAUUUCAUCCAGGAUUCUGUGAAAGUUACCCAGGGUCCUCAUGUCCUUCCCUAGAGCCUGUGUGGUGUGAGGUGACAGGUCUUUCUCCACUGCCCCUUUCUGGUAAAAAAAACAAAACAAAAAACAAAAAAAAACUGGUGCUUGAUAAGGGAAGGCAGACCCUUCCCUAGGACUGACAAGCUGUGGCAGCUGAAUGCCUGCACAGAAGACAAGGACCUCUGCGUCUUCCAGUGGUGGCUAUGGACAGGAGUCUGGGAGCACUGCGCCUAGCACAAGCCUGGCACACAGUAGGUGCUCAUUGAAUACCUGCUGAACUGAAUAAGCAAUAGCCCCCAAGCCAGAGAGCUGAAAGCCAUCACCCAGUGACCACCCUUCCUUCCGGUCUACAAGAGCUCUCAGGGCUGGGUCGGCCACCACUUCUGAGUGUGGAACACAGGGAGGGAUGAGACAGGGUAAAGGCAGAUGUCAGCAACACUAAGGGCUUCCUCAUGGGAGGGCAUGAGGCUUCACUCAUUGUCUUGUGACUUCCAUCCCUGCUGAAUGGGGCUGCAAGGCCAAGGUUCCUUAGGGGAGAGAGGUCCUUACCUCUGAUCCAGUUAGAGCAAUAACCACUUUUUAAAUGUAAAAUAAAGACAAAUGAAA
This is a messenger RNA of Myotis daubentonii (Daubenton's bat), 3075 nucleotides long. It is a transcript of the gene FNDC5, whose product is annotated as fibronectin type III domain containing 5. Gene Ontology annotation, biological process: positive regulation of brown fat cell differentiation. Gene Ontology annotation, cellular component: extracellular region; plasma membrane. NCBI's taxonomy places the organism in Eukaryota, Metazoa, Chordata, Mammalia, Chiroptera, Vespertilionidae. The record is from RefSeq and is a predicted model, not a curated record. Gene Ontology annotation, molecular function: protein binding.